UGCAGCCCGAGGUGCGGCCGGGUGCGGCUCAUCCCUGCGUCCCCAUCUCCAGCGCAGUCCGGCCCCUGCCCAGAGCCGGGCUCCGGGUUUCACGAUGGCAGCCAAGCAGCCGCCCCCUCUCAUGAAGAAGCACAGCCAGACGGACCUCGUGAGCCGCCUGAAGACCCGCAAGAUCCUGGGCGUGGGCGGGGAGGACGACGACGGGGAGGUGCACCGCUCCAAGAUCAGCCAGGUCUUGGGCAACGAAAUCAAGUUUGCUGUUCGGGAGCCUUUGGGGCUCAGGGUCUGGCAGUUCGUUUCUGCUGUACUCUUCUCUGGCAUCGCCAUCAUGGCCCUCGCAGUCCCUGAUCAGCUCUACGAUGCUGUCUUCGAUGGAGUCCAGGUGACCAGCAAGACGCCCAUCCGCCUCUAUGGCGGUGCCCUCCUCAGCAUCUCCCUGAUCAUGUGGAACGCGCUCUACACGGCCGAGAAGGUGAUCAUCCGCUGGAGUCUGCUCACGGAAGCCUGCUACUUCACUGUCCAGUUCUUGGUGGUCACCGCCACGCUGGCCGAGACGGGCCUGGUGUCCCUGGGCGUCCUGCUGCUCCUGGCCAGCCGCCUCCUCUUCGUGGCCAUCAGCGUGUACUACUACUACCAAGUGGGCCGGAAGCCCAAGAAAGUCUAGAGGCCCGGCCCGAGCCUCAAUUUCCUUUCGGUUCCUGGAAGGCAGGAGAGGCCGCGCCCCUGAGUGGGGGGCUCCCCACCCAGGCACUCCCCAUGCCCCCACCUCCUGGGUUUCAGGUUGGAGAGCUGGAGGGGGGCAAGUGGGGACCUCCACACCCCAUUCUUCACCCAGGCUGUGACGCUGCCUUUGUGGGGUGUCUUGGGCACACUGCAGCGGGCCGAGGGGCCCCUCUCCCCAGAGGCGAGACUGCCUCCCUCUGCGCCUCCCCCCCAGCCCGCCUCAUGCCGAGCUACUGACCUUGGCUUUUGUCUGUGCUGGAAACCCUGAGAACUUGACCCUCUGCCCCUGCUAAUCUCUGUGGGUCUUCCCCCGAGAUGUGGGUCCCUUAGAUAUACUCCCACUCCCUUCCCUGCAGUUAAGUCUGGGCUGGGUUGGAGCUGGCCCGUGAUUGGCAGCCUUCUGGGGGCUGGGUUGAAGCUGGCCUGUGAUUGGCAGCCUUCUGGGGGCUGGAUUGGAGCUGGCCCGUGAUUGGCAGCCUUCCUGGGUUGGAGCUGGCCCGUGAUUGGCAGCUUUCCUGGGGGCUGGGUUGGAGCUGGCCCCUGAUAGGCAGUUUUCACGGGGUCUGGGUUGGAGCUGGCCUGUGAUUGGCAGCCUUCUGGGGGCUGGGUUGGCGCUGGCCCGUGAUUGGCCACCUUCCUGGGUUCGAGCUGGCCCGUGAUUGGCAGCUUCCCUGGGAGGCGGGUGACUGGCCCUGCCGUGCCUGAUCCCCUUCCAGCAGUCUUACUCGUGGUGAUCACCCAGCUCGUGGACAUCCCAGGCCCUCCCUCCCCUCCUUUCAGAGCUGCCAGCCCUUACUGAUGGCACAGUUAACUAGGGGCGAAGGGUGGCGGGGGUUGGAGAUGAGGAAGCACAUUUUUUUUUUAUCCUUUGGCAGGCCUGCGGGGUCCUGUGCCCAUGUAGCCCAGCCCCCUCACCACCCCAUCCCCGAACUGCCCCCCUGAACCUGCAGCCGGGUGGUCCCCAAGGCCUGGGGCUGGGCUGAGUAGGACCAGGACGCCCAUCCAGCCCAGGAGGGAGAGACUGAAACUCAGGACUGCAGCAGGUGGCAGCUGCCUUCAUGCCCUGCCCAGGCCUUGGGGUGGCCCCCGGUGCCCUCCCCGGGACCUGCCCUGCCCGCUGGCACCCAGCCUCUGUGGAAGCAGCCCCAGGCCCUGGGCAGGAAGAGGCUGGAGGGGGCAGGCUGUGGGGGCCACCCCCUUACCACGUGCAUAGGCGGGCACUGGACAGGGGCCAGUCCAGUGCCCCUGGCUGAGAGAAGGGAUCCUGAUGCUCAGGCAGGCCCGGCUCGCCCCUCUCUGGCCACGGAAGGGGUCCCCUCUCCCCACAGCCACACCUGCUGCCAGGAGGGAUGGCGCUGAAGGCCUGGGUAGUGCCCCCGACAUGCUAAACUUCUGUUCGAUCUGCACCCCAGAACCUUAGGUGGCUGACGGACCUGAACACUUCCUCCCAAAGGCACUGGACAGAGGCUGGACGCCCAGGGGGAGACGGGAAGGGACUGGGGUGCCAGCAGCCUGGGCCCAGCGGGGUGGGUGAAAUCCUGUCCUGGUGAGACAGUGAUGCCCUCAGUUUCCCCGUGACGAAGGCCCUCGAGGCCCGCCCACCCACCCAAAGGCCCCAGCACGGCCCCUCCAGCUUGCCGGCGCAUUCCCCUCCUCUGCCUCUGAAUCAAGACCACCCCUCUUCAUACCACUAUUUAUUCCUCAUUCCUUUCUCUCUCUUUUGUAAGAAACAGUCACAAAAAACAGUGCGAAACCA
Sorex araneus (European shrew) is the source of this 2479-nucleotide messenger RNA. RefSeq names its product tumor protein p53 inducible protein 11 (gene TP53I11). The transcript has 7 exons. The coding region runs from base 95 to 664 and encodes 189 amino acids. The record is from RefSeq and is a predicted model, not a curated record. NCBI's taxonomy places the organism in Eukaryota, Metazoa, Chordata, Mammalia, Eulipotyphla, Soricidae.